GUUUUGAUUGGUUGAAAAUGUAGGAUUAUGUCUAGUGAGGUUAGUUUUCUCUUCUCUCGUAUCUUCUCAACAUCAAACUCACCAUUUUCUCUACUUCCUUUGCUCCAUCAUCUUCCAUCCAUGUCGAUUUCGACCAAAAUUCCUCAUCCUCUCCAUCACCCUAAUUCACCAUACCCCAAAUCCUCAAAAUCCUCUUUUUUAUACUCAAAACCCACUAAAUUAGCCUUCUUUAGAUCCAUUACCAUCGAAAGAAUUUCAACAAAAUCUGUUUCUGCAACCCCAGCAGCAGCAGGAGAAGCUUCUUCUUCAUCUCUCCAACCCAUUGAAGAGCUUCCAACGAAGCUUCAAGAAAUGGUCAAGCUUUUUCAAGCAGUUGAGCAACCAAAGGCUAAGUACGAGCAACUGUUGUUUUAUGGCAAGAAUUUAAAACCACUCGAUGCCCAGUACAAGACUAGUGAAAAUAAGGUUCAGGGUUGUGUUUCACAGGUUUGGGUUAGGGCGUAUUUUGAUUCUGAGAAAAAUGUUGUAUUUGAGGCUGAUUCUGAUUCGGUACUUACUAAAGGUCUUGCUGCUUUGUUAGUUCAGGGACUUUCUGGAAGACCUGUAGAAGAGAUUUUAAAAGUUUCCCCUGAUUUUGCUGUACUUUUGGGGUUGCAACAAAGCUUAACUCCUUCUAGGAAUAAUGGGUUUUUGAAUAUGUUGAAGUUAAUGCAGAAAAAAGCACUUCAAUUGUAUGUUGAAGAAGCUGAGAAAGGUGCUAAUUCAGGGCAGAGUGAAGUAUCAAAUGCCUCGUCGACUGAGUCUCUUGGUGUUAAUGGUAAUGGAAAUGUGGAGUCUGUAGCCAGUCCUGAAGUUAAUGGAAACAAUGUUGCUGUUGGUGCUAGUGAUGAUGGUGUUUUGAGGAGUAGAGGGAUGAGAAUCAAGCAGAAACUGGAGAAGGAACUUAGGCCUGUGGAACUAGAAGUUGAAGAUAUAUCUUAUCAGCACGCAGGACACGCGGGGAUUAGAGGUAGUGAUGGAGAGACACACUUUAAUUUAAAAGUGGUGUCAGAGGAAUUUGAAGGUAAGAGUUUGGUUAAGAGGCAUAGGAUGAUUUAUGGUUUACUGCAAGAUGAGUUGCAGAAUGGACUACACGCUUUAUCAAUUGUGGCCAAGACGCCGUCUGAAGUUGGUAGUAGUUGAAUUGCUGGCGUCAAGAGAGGUCUGGUUCUUUUUGUCGUGUAAACUUUUCAUCCUUGUGGAAUUUAUUGAAACUUAUACCUCAUAAUAUCUUGUAGCAUAAAAUCCUGAGAAGUGGAUAGACGCGAAGUCUUUUUUGUCGCGAGAAUCUUAAUAAAAUAGUUUCAGGAUUUUAAACUAUAGUUUUCUUUCCUCCCAAGAGUCAUUUCAAUACCUCUGUGACGCACUUGGACCUGCUAAUCAACUUCAAGAAUGAUAAACUAGCUACUUGGAGUGCCAUUAUGAAAAUUUUAUCCUUAUCUUGUACAACGAUGACACAAUUUUUUUUCUAAUUUCAGCUCAACUUGAUGAAAUGCAAUUACAAUUAUCCUUUA
Messenger RNA from Solanum lycopersicum (tomato), 1553 nucleotides. RefSeq names its product sufE-like protein 1, chloroplastic/mitochondrial. The record is from RefSeq and is a predicted model, not a curated record. NCBI's taxonomy places the organism in Eukaryota, Viridiplantae, Streptophyta, Magnoliopsida, Solanales, Solanaceae. Gene Ontology annotation, biological process: iron-sulfur cluster assembly. Gene Ontology annotation, cellular component: chloroplast.